AUGGCACCGCGCAUUCAUCCACUCAUCUCGCUGAGCGAGACUGAGACGAACCGAGCACGCGAUAUCGUCCGCAAGGCGCACCUGGGCUCAGUCCUCCACUUCCGCGUCACAUUUCUCCAAGAGCCUCCCAAAUCAGAACUGUCCAAGUUUCUGGCCCUGGAGCACAGCGGCCGGCUGCACGAGGUCAAGCCAGACAAAUGGCCGCGCCGCCUGGCUCGUGUUCACUAUGACCAGCUCAGUCCUGGCAGCAAGGUUCCAAAAUCUGUCGAGGUGCUCGUCGACCUCGACGCUGGAUGCAUCGCCUCCACGGAAGACAUCCGUGUUGGCGCUCAGCCAGCACACGAGCUCCAAGACGUUGGCGCAAUAUGUGAAGUGUCUAAACUCUUCAAGGAUCGCGUUGCCAAAUUCAACUUGCCAGAAGAUUUUGAGCUUGUCGCCGAGCCGUGGCCCUAUGGCGGCCUCGAUCCGGCAGACGAGCGCGAUAGGCGCUUCAUGCAGGCGCUCAUCUUCGCGGUUAGCACCAAGUCCAAAAACCCCGACUCCAACUUUUACACAUAUCCUAUGCCCAUCAUCCCUGUAGUGGACUCGGUAACUCGCCAGGUCAUUCGUAUCCAUGAGCUGUCGACUGGCGGUGAUGGCGAUCCGUACACUCUGCCAGAUGGCCACUUCGCUGAGCACAAGCUUCACUACCAGCAGCCCUCCGAGUAUGUGCCGGAGCUGCUUUCGACAAGUCACCGUACAGAUCUCAAGGAGCUCAACGUGGUUCAACCAGAUGGUGCCAGUUUCACCGUCAAGGACGAGAGCCUCGUCGAGUGGCAGAAAUGGCGUAUGAGGGUCACUUUCAACCCGAGAGAGGGCGCAGUGGUCCACGACGCCCACUUUGACGGCCGCAGCGUGCUCUACCGCCUGUCCUUCAGCGACAUGACGGUGCCCUAUGCGGAUCCCCGCCCCCCUUUCCACCGGAAGCAGGCUUUCGACUUUGGCGACGGUGCUCUGGGUGAUGCAUGCAACAACCUCCAGCUUGGAUGCGACUGUCUGGGCGUCAUCAAGUAUUUCGAUGGGGUGCUCGUUGGAGCAGAUGGCACAGCCAAGAGGUCACCCAACGUCAUCUGUCUGCACGAGCAAGACAACGGCAUCAAUUGGAAGCACACAAACUGGCGGACAGGACGCGCUGUUGUCACGAGGCGACGCGAGCUAGUCCUCCAGUUCAUCAUAACUCUUGCCAACUACGAGUACAUAUUUAACUACAUCUUCGACCAGGCUGGUGGCAUUACGGUCCAAGCUCGUGCGACUGGCAUUGUAUCCUCUGUGGCCAUAGACGAAGGCAAAAAGGCCUCGUGGGGAAACAUUGUCUCUCCUGGGGUGCUCGCGCAGAACCAUCAGCAUAUCUUCUGCGUUAGAAUAGACCCUGCCAUUGAUGGACACAACAACACCGUCGUCCAGCAGGAGUCGCUACCUCUGGACUUUGACGAGCACACGAACCCCAUGGGCAACGCGUACCGGGUUGCAGAGAUUCCCAUUACGACAGCCGGCGGAUACGAUGCAAACGUCGCCACCGGUCGUAUCUUCAAAGUGCAAAAUUUGGACAAACUGAACCCCGUCAGCGGAAAGCCCGUGGGCUACAAGAUCAUCCCACCGACCACUCAGCUGCUCCUGGCACACCCGAAGAGCAUCCAAGCAAGGAGGGCUCUUUUUGCGCAGAAGAACCUAUGGGUCACGAGCUACCGCGACAAUGAGCUCUAUGCUGGCGGCAGGUACACGCUGCAGUCCGUCGACGAGGUCGACGGCGUGGCCGAUGCCGCUGCCCGUCGGGACGAUGUCCGACAGAAGGAUAUUGUCGUCUGGAGUGUCUUUGGUCUUACGCACAACCCGCGUGUUGAGGAUUGGCCUGUUAUGCCCGUUGAGAUUAUGCAGCUUCACAUCAAUCCGUACGACUUCUUCACUAGCAAUCCAGCAAUCGAUGUACCUCCGAGCAAGAACGCAGCAUCGAGGAAUUUUGGCUCGGGGGAUAAGAAUGGAAGCUGCUGCAAGGCGCAAGAAGGAGAAAUCCAGAACGCCAGUCCCCAUGCCAGGUUAUAG
Messenger RNA from Microdochium trichocladiopsis, 2079 nucleotides. RefSeq names its product copper amine oxidase 1. The record is from RefSeq and is a predicted model, not a curated record. Gene Ontology annotation, molecular function: copper ion binding; quinone binding; primary methylamine oxidase activity. NCBI's taxonomy places the organism in Eukaryota, Fungi, Ascomycota, Sordariomycetes, Xylariales, Microdochiaceae. Gene Ontology annotation, biological process: amine metabolic process. The transcript is spliced from 5 exons. The coding region runs from base 1 to 2079 and encodes 692 amino acids.